AUGGCGGCUCGUCAUCGAGUUCGAAGCCUUGAAGAUUUGAAUGAAAACAACAACGAUGGGGGUUGCACGUUUGAGCAAUUUAAUCGAACGCAUCCUCCCAUCUUUGAUGGAAGAGGCGAUACGAACACAGCGGAGGAUUGGAUACAAGACAUUGAAGAAAUAUUCAGCGUUUUGGAGUCGAAGAGAUGGUGGAAUUCUGAAAAAGUCAUCAGGGAAGCUGAAGGGACCGGUGUGAUUGUUUGGGCUCAAUUCAAGCAGAAUUUCUUUGAUCGAUUUUUCCCUAAGGCUGAUAGGGAAGCUAGAGCUCGAGAGUUCACCAACUUGGUGCAAGGGACCAUGACUAUGCACCAGUAUGCUGCAAGGUUUGCGGAAUUAUCACACUUUGCCGCAUACUUGAUUCCUGAUGAGGAGAAAAAGACAAGGAAGUUUGAGGAAGGUUUGAACUACAGGAUUAAUGAAUGA
Molecule: messenger RNA, 462 nt
Organism: Juglans microcarpa x Juglans regia
Lineage: Eukaryota; Viridiplantae; Streptophyta; Magnoliopsida; Fagales; Juglandaceae
Exons: 2
Coding region: 1-462 (153 amino acids)
Source: RefSeq, a predicted model, not a curated record